AUGGAUGAAGCUCAGCAAGGCAUGUUCUCAGCCGUGAGCUCACUCCUUUCCAAAACCGGCAUCCAGCCGUCUCUCAUCAACGCCCUGAUCGUGACAUGUGGCAGCUUCUCUCCGGCGCCCUCUCUCUCGUCGCUGAUGGUCAACCGUUUUCAGCUCAGACCCGACGUAAAAACCUACAAUCUAAGCGGCAUGGGGUGUAGCUCUGGUGUGAUAUCAAUCGAUUUAGCUGCUAACUUACUAAAGAAGAGCAAAGAGAUUGGAUACGUCUUGGUGGUCAUUACCGAGAGUAUUAGUUUGAACUGGUAUUUUGGUGAUAGUCGUCCCAUGCUGGUAACCAACUGCAUUUUUAGGGUUGGUUGUGCUGCGGCGUUGAUUACAAAUGAUCCGAGUUGUCGCCGUGUCGCCAAGAUGGAACUCAUACAGUCUCUUCGAACUCACCACGGAGCAAGCGACCGAGCAUAUAAAGCUGCAUUUCAAGAGGAAGAUGAUAAGGGCAACCUAGGUUUUGCUCUGACUAAAGAUUUGAUUCCAGUCGCAGGGAACUAUUUACGUGAGCACAUCAAGAUUCUGGCUCCCCGAGUUUUACCAUUGAAUCAACUUGCUAUGUACGCCUACUCGGUCCUUUGCUCUGCAGCAACAUGGGGGAACAAAAGCAAGUUCAAACCACUAUUUGUCCCAGAUUUCACCAAAGCUUUUGACCAUUUUUGUAUCCAUACCGGUGGGAAAGCUGUGAUCGAGCAGGUGGGGAGGGUUCUGCGAUUGGGAGACAUGUUGACUGAGCCGGCUCGGAUGAGUUUGCACCGAUUUGGGAACACUUCGAGUAGUCUAGUGUUCUAUGAGUUGGCUUAUUUUGAAGCCAAACGGAGAAUUAAGGAAGGAGAUAGGGUGUGGAUGUUGGCGUUUGGGACUGGGUUUAAGGUAGGGAGUCUUGUUUGGAAGUCACUUUCCGAUUUAGGUCAACAGAGUGAUAAUCCAUGGAGUGACUGCAUUGAUAACUAUCCAUUAAAGUGA
This is a messenger RNA of Fragaria vesca subsp. vesca, 1011 nucleotides long. RefSeq names its product 3-ketoacyl-CoA synthase 1-like. Gene Ontology annotation, cellular component: membrane. The record is from RefSeq and is a predicted model, not a curated record. Gene Ontology annotation, molecular function: acyltransferase activity, transferring groups other than amino-acyl groups. Lineage: Eukaryota; Viridiplantae; Streptophyta; Magnoliopsida; Rosales; Rosaceae. Gene Ontology annotation, biological process: fatty acid biosynthetic process. The transcript has a single exon. Bases 1 to 1011 code for a protein of 336 amino acids.